AUGGGUGGCAUACCCUUCACAUCACGCGCCUGUGCAGCCUGUAAGAAGCGCAAGAUCAAGUGUGAUCUGGAGAAGCCCGAAUGCUCCAAUUGUGUUAAAAAAGGAGGAACACCUUGCCCCGGUUACCAGGAUCGGGACUUCAUCCACCACAGCUUUGAGCCCCGGGGUGCGCGCGAUGCGGAGAUCAAGCUACCCGAAGGGGUUGGAGAGCUCCAGCUCCUGGCUUUGCCUGCUUGCUUCAAUAUGAAUCCCGAGGCUCGCACCCAGUUGUUUGCGACCUACAUGCACACGUUCUUCGCCUCCAACCCAUCCCCCACUGGCAGGGUCGAUAGCUGGUACUCGUUGAUGGCGCGCUUCCCAACCUUGGCCGGCAAAUCAGACCUGCUGGAUCGCUCGGUCAUUGGCUUGGCCUCCGUGUUUUUGGGUAAGAAGACCAGGGAUGAUCGGUUGGCACAUUAUGGCCUGGAAAUCUACAAUAGUGCUCUUCAUGCGAUGCUACAGAUCUUGCAGGUGAAUCGUCCGCCAACAGCUACUACUCUCUACUCUGCCAUUGUCUUCCAAGCUUACGAGACUAUGGAGAAUAGUGAGACGGUAUUGCGUAACUGUCUUGCCCACAUCCAGGGAGCUACAGCGAUGUUGAAGCAACACGACUUUACCCGGUGUGAUCAAACCCUCAUCGACGCGAUCCUAUGGAGACACAAGUGGGCGGCGGCAAUGUUCACCCUUAACACCCCAUACAGUAUGCAUGUGGACGUUGAAUGUCUUAAUCUUGGCCGAAAAGACAGCCCUGUCGAUGAGCUAUUCGAAGUGAUUGCCGAAGGCAUAGCUCUACGCAGAGAUCUGUGUAAACUCAUAGGACAAUCACAUCACGAUCGCGAACACGCAUGCCACGCACUACUGCAGCGGUGCUUCAACCUUGAGGCGCGUCUGCGGGUAGACUGGCUGCAUAUGUCCGCUCACAGGCUGGACGGCAAACCUAUCCCCUGUAGCAGGCAAAGCCUGGGACAGGAGCCCAGCAUGCUCCCCCUGGAUCCAGGUCUCGCACCAUACAACUUCGAAAGCCUCGAAGCAGCCAAAAUCUACCUCCUGUUCUGGGUAGCUUCACUGGUCAUCCGCCGCGUAAUCUAUCAAACCGAGACUCACCUGUUGCGAGACCCUGACCCGAGCCGCAUGGUGUUCUAUGCCAGAGAAAUUUGCCGCUCCGUAGCAUAUUGCAUGCAGCCUGAAAAUCGGAUGUUGGCCGUGCGAUCCGUACUUCUGGGACUUUCACAGGCGUCUAAAUGUUAUAUUGACUGCGGGGAUAAGGCUGAGUUCGAGUGGUGCCAGGCGGUCUACCCGUUUAUUGAUGCCAGUGGCUUUGGUAUCGCCAGACUUAUGAGCCAGAUGGAGUGGAAGUUUUGGAAUGCGGCUCAGAGCCAGCCAAGGGGAGCUCCUUUGUUAUUGCCUGAGGCGGUACGUGCUAGUUCGAUAUGA
Aspergillus tubingensis is the source of this 1473-nucleotide messenger RNA. RefSeq names its product Zn(II)2Cys6 transcription factor domain-containing protein. The record is from RefSeq and is a predicted model, not a curated record. The transcript has 4 exons. Gene Ontology annotation, biological process: regulation of DNA-templated transcription. Gene Ontology annotation, molecular function: zinc ion binding; DNA-binding transcription factor activity, RNA polymerase II-specific. The coding region runs from base 1 to 1473 and encodes 490 amino acids. Lineage: Eukaryota; Fungi; Ascomycota; Eurotiomycetes; Eurotiales; Aspergillaceae.